UCGCAGUGAACCUUGAACUCCCUAUAAAGUCGAUCAGGGGUUUUUAUACGGGACAAAAUAAUAGGAAAAGCUUGAUUGCAUCAGAUUUAAUCAACGAAGUUACACGGACUUUAAAAAUGAACGGAAAUAUGAACGCGAAUGCGCUGGAUGUCACCAACCUGAAGAUACAGGAUGUCACGAAAGUACAACAAACAGGUACCUUCAAGGUCAAGGCUGGACUAGCUCAGAUGGCAAAGGGUGGGAUUAUUAUGGACGUGACGACACCGGAAGAAGCUCGUAUCGCCGAGGAAGGAGGGGCAUGCGCUGUAAUGGCUUUAGAAAGAGUUCCAGCUGAUAUUCGCCGUGAAGGAGGAGUUGCCCGAAUGACAGAUCCCAAACUAAUAAAAGAAAUCAUCGCUGCCGUUACUAUUCCUGUGAUGGCAAAGUCGAGGAUCGGCCAUUUUGCCGAAGCUCAAAUUUUGGAAUCGCUAGGUGUGGAUAUGAUCGAUGAGUCUGAAGUUUUGACUCCAGCAGAUGAAGAAAAUCACAUCAACAAACACGAUUUCAAAGUCCCGUUUGUGUGUGGAGCACGAGAUUUGGGCGAGGCUUUGAGGAGAAUCUCAGAAGGUGCUGCCAUGAUCAGGACGAAAGGAGAAGCCGGAACUGGCGAUGUUUCACAGGCUGUAAAACAUGCACGGACAAUUGGCAAACAGAUAAAAAUCGCACAGGCUAUGGAUUCGACAGAAAUUUAUAAUUACGCCAAGGAACUCCGAGUUUCAGUGGAACUGCUCAAGAAAACAGCGGAACUGGGCAGACUUCCGGUCGUCAAUUUUGCUGCUGGAGGAUUAGCCACUCCUGCCGAUGUGUCACUGCUGAUGCAGCUGGGUGUGGAUGGGGUUUUUGUUGGGUCAGGAAUCUUCAAAAGCAGUAAUCCACCCGUGCGCGCGCAGGCUAUGGCGCAAGCAGUAACGCACUACAAAGAGCCCGCUCUUUUGGCAGAGAUCAGUUCCGGUCUAGGGGAAGCUAUGUUUGGGACCCCAGCUUCUGACUUAAAGAAGAGAUUGGCGGGUGUUCCUUCCGAAAAACAGGAAAUCUGGAAUGCUACUUUAGGCGUGAAAUGAGGCUGUCGAGGACAACACAACAACACAACAAAGGUCAUUUGUUCAUCAUUACAAUCUGAAGAGAUAGCAUACUAACAUUUGUGAAAUUAUCAAAGUGUGAAGAAAACGUAUCCUAUCUUGCAAAUAAAAACUGUAUCAAACUUACAAUGCUGCAAUGUAGAUCAGAAUAAAAUAAAGAAACAAA
This is a messenger RNA of Ostrea edulis (European flat oyster), 1284 nucleotides long. Its product is annotated as pyridoxal 5'-phosphate synthase subunit PdxS-like. The transcript is spliced from 8 exons. Lineage: Eukaryota; Metazoa; Mollusca; Bivalvia; Ostreida; Ostreidae. Gene Ontology annotation, molecular function: amine-lyase activity. The record is from RefSeq and is a predicted model, not a curated record. Bases 117 to 1100 code for a protein of 327 amino acids. Gene Ontology annotation, biological process: pyridoxal 5'-phosphate biosynthetic process; amino acid metabolic process; pyridoxine biosynthetic process.